UUCUUGAUUUUAUUAAUAUUUAGUUCCUAGUUAAUUGCACAUUUUCAGUUGUUUGAUCAUUGCCUAGAGUGAUAAUCUUUUGAGUAAUUUGUUAAAAGAACAGAAGGCACCCUAAAGAUGAGAUUUUAGCUUAAUCAGGCCUUUGACUUGUUGAUGAAACCACAUAUUGCACUAUCAUUAUAAGAGAUAUUUAUGUUAAUUGGAGCAUAUAAUAGGAACAAUUGGUUCACACUUGUUGUUUUUGAUUUAUGAGUUGCUCAAGUUGAUUUUAGCCUUAUUAGCUAAGUUGAUUCCUAGGGCUGUUCAGUUUGCUCUCAUUAUAACUAGGAUGGCAAUGGGGUGGGGUGGAUUUGAGCCAACGGAGAGCAUGACGGGGCGGGGAACAUGCUAGCAGGGAUGGUGCAAAGAACAGGAUAGCGGGGGGUGGUGUCAUUUUUUAAAAUCUUAGCAGCGCAAUUGUGAUGUGCACAUUUCAUAUAGAAUAUCUAUUCCAAUUGACUCUAAAUCUACAUAUUCGGGGGUUUUCCUAUUCUGGAAGAUCUAGUCAAUCAGAGUUGAAAUUCAAAUCCAGUACUGUUAAUCUUGAGAUUUUGAAUAUUGGCAAAAUUGUAUUGAACAGGUAACGCAACAUGUUCCAGUGAAAUAAUGCAGUGGGUAUGCAAGAGGCGGUGUAUAUGUUAGAUAUAGAAACUUAUAUGUACGUUUUUGUUUAUAGUAGUUUACUUGGUUAAGGAAAACUAUUAAAAACAAAUUUGAGUGCAAUAAGGUUUCGAGAAAAAGAGUUAGUAGAAGUCAACAAGGAUUUGUAGAAGACAAAUACAAGUUGAUUUGUACAAGGAUUGGCUGAAUUUCUGGUUUAUAAAUAGAGAGCUAUUUUGAUCAGAAAAACUUGCGCACCUACAAAGAGAGAAUUUCAAAACACGAUCAAGAGGGCUGAGAGAGUUUUGUUAAAAUCUUUUGAGUGCUGCGAGUUGAGUCAUAAAGUUGUAAAGAUUGUAUUCAAGAGUCUUGUUUACAAUCUAGGUAGUAGAUUUGCUUGACAAGUUAUAGUACUUGAAAAGCAUUGAGAAGAUAGAAAACUAGGGAGUAGUUUUUUGUCUUUGAGUAGAAGGAAUUAGAGUUUAUAAUUCCUUGAGAGCUUAAACGUUGUAAUCUUUGUAUUACUUGAAAGUUACAAAUAAUACAAAGUGCUGUUCAAAUUAAUUACUGUUAAAGUUUCUUCAAGUAGCCACAAACUAGUUGUUAGUACGUGUUCCUUUGAAGAAUUCAGGAGGGUAGAAUUCUAACAAGUGGUAUCAGAGCGAGGUUAUCUUUAGAGAGUCUAACAACUCAAGAUAAGAUCAACAUGAGUUCUGCACCUCCACUCGGACACGGUAAGGGUCAACACAUCAACAGACCUCCACUAUUCAAUAGACAAUACUACUCAUGGUGGAAGGCAAGGAUGGAAGACUCCAUUCAAGCUGAAGACUACGAAUUAUGGGUAAGAAUUACUAAGGGACCACAAAUUCCUACCAUCACUGAUAGUGAAGGAAAUAAAGUACCUAAACCGGCAGAUACAUAUAAUGAUGCAGAUUAUAAGAUACUAGGAAAAAAUGCAAAAGCUAAGUGUAUUCUUGUGUGUGGAUUAGGACCUGAUGAAUUUAACCGUAUCUCAAGUUGUACCUCUGCUAAACAAAUAUGGGAUACCUUACAAAACGCUCAUGAAGGUACAACUCAAGUCCGAAAAUUCAGGAUUGCUAGUUUGUGUUCAGAAUAUGAAGCCUUUAAGAUGAAAUCCGGAGAAUCUCUUCAAGAUAUGAUCACCAGAUUCACCACUGUGGUAAACGAACUAAUCUCAUUAGGCAAAGUAUAUACCACUGAGGAACAGGUUGACAAAGUACUCAGGAUUCUGCCUAGGUCUUGGGAAAUCAAAGUCACUGCCAUUAGAGAAGCUAAGGCUAAUAUGUCUUUAGAUAAUUUAGUUGGGAAUCUCAAGAUCUAUGAGAUGAAUGUUGACAAAAGAGGUGAAGGGAAUAAAGAAAAAGGUCUUGGUCUUAAAGCAACUGAAAGUGACGAAUCAGACAUAGAUGACGAUGAUCUGGCUCUGAUAAGUAGGAACUUCAAGAAACUCUUUAAAAAGGGAUUAAACUCUACCAAAAAAUCACCACCCUUGAAAGAAAAAAAUCCUGAACGAUCACAAAACGGAGGUUGUUUUAAGUGUGGUAAGACAAAUCAUCAAAUAAAGGACUGCCCAAUGUGGGAAUUAGAAUGGAAAAAGGAAAAAGCUGAAAAAGAAAGGAAGGAACUCCUCAACAAAAAGAAAAACAAAGAAAAGGAACAAGCAAUGUAUGCAGCCUGGGGAACAGGUUCUUCAGACAUGCAUGAAGAUGUUGAAGACCUUGCCAUGAUGGCGAUAGAAGAAUCAGACGUUGAACCUGAAUCAGACUCUGAAGAAACUGAGGUAAACUUUCUUAACCUAAAAGAUAAGCUAGCAAAGUUCUCCAAGAAAAAGCUCACUCCUAUUGCUUGCAUCCAUAGACAAAAUUCAAGAACUUGUGAACACCAAAAGCCAACUACUUGCUUCCUUAUCUAGCUUAAAGUUUGAGCAUAUUGAUCUCAAUAAGAACAAACUCGACCUUCAAGAAAAAAUCAAGCAACUUGAAACCCAAAAUUUGGAACUAAGAACUAAGAAUUCAAAAUUAAAAGUUCUUGGCAAAGAAAAGGAGGGUGAAAUGCCUGACCAAAAGCUUGAGGUUGACAAACUCAAAAAAACCUUAAGGCUAGAAAAGGAAAACUGUAAAAGGAUAAAUCUUGAAUUGACUAAAGUAAGAAGUGAUCUGGAAAGAGCAAACAAAUGGACAAAAUCCUCUAUGAUAGUAACUCAUCUAGGGAACAACAAUAGGAACAUCAAAACUGGAAUAUGAUAUGAACAGCCCAUAAAUGGAAAUCCUACGUUUUGCAUCGUUUGUGGUAACUUUGGUCAUUCUAAACAAUAUUGUCCCAAAUACAAAAUUACCUGUGAAGAAAACAACUCAACAAGAACCUAUAGAACUGUUCAGAGGAACAGGUACAUACCCAGAAAAAACAGUCUUCCCAAAUGGGCUCGUAGAAAUCUGAUUCAUCCUUUUGAUCAAAACAAAGAACCCAAGCUAAUCUGGGUUCCUAAAUCCAACCUCUAAUUUUUCAGGAAGAAGUGAGAGAAAGCAAGCAGCAGUGGUACAUGGACAGUGCUUGCUCAAGACACAUGACAGGGAAUAAGACAUUGUUUCUCUCACUAUAAGAAGGAAAAGGAGGUAUGGUUGCUUUUGGUGGUGGAAAAAAGGGUCAAAUCAAAGGCUGUGGAAAGAUUGGAAGAUCUGAUGAACAUUCAAUUGAUAAAGUAUACUAUGUGGAAGGACUUAAACACAAUUUACUCAGCAUAUCUCAAUUGUGUGACAAAGGAAACAAGGUAAUCUUUCGAUCCACUGGUGUUGAAGUAAUCAAUCUAAACACACAAAAAUUAGUGCUAACAGGAAAAAGAGAUAAACAUGUCUACACUGUAGAUACCUCAACAAUCCCUGACAAAAAUCUAGUGUGUUUAAGUGUGUUGGAAAAAGAUCCCUUGUUAUGGCAUAAACGGUUGGGUCAUGCUAGCCAAGUUCAAUUAAACAAACUUAUCACCAAGGAUUUAGUUAUAGGACUGCCUAAAAAUAAAUUCAAGGAGGAUAAGGUUUGUGAAGCAUGUACUCUAGGGAAACAGAUAAAAUCAUCAUUUAAGUCCAAACAGAUGGUAAGCUCAACUUGUUCCUUAGAACUAAUUCACAUGGAUUUAUGUGGACCAAUGAGGGUUCAAAGUAGAGGGGGAAAAAGAUAUGUGUUUGUCUUAGUGGAUGAUUACACUAGGUACACCUGGACACUAUUCCUUGCAGCAAAAGAUGAUGCCUUUGAGGUUUUUUGUUCACUAAUGAGAAAAAUUCAAAGAAAAUAUGGGAAACAAUUAAAGGCAAUUAGAUCAGAUCAUGGAACUGAAUUUGAAAAUUCAAAGUUUGCCCAAUAUUGUGACUAUCAUGGGGUUGAUCAUAACUUCUCUGCCCCCAGAACCCCUCAGCAAAACGGUGUGGUAGAGAGAAAGAACAGAACUCUUCAAGAAAUGGCUAGAACUAUGAUGAUCGCAAGCAAAAUUGCAAACCAAUUCUGGGCAGAAGCAAUAAACACUGCUUGCUACACCAUAAAUCGUUGCAUGACCAGACCCUUGUUAGAAAAAACUCCAUAUGAAUUAUUAAAAGGCAGAAAGCCCAACAUCUCUCAUCUUAGAGUAUUUGGAUGCAAGUGCUUUAUUCAUAACAAUGGAAAAAAUCUGCUUGGAAAAUUUGAUGCUAGGAGUGACAACGGAAUCUUUCUUGGAUAUUCUACACAUAGUAAAGCUUAUAGGGUACUCAACAAAAGAACCAUGUGUGUCGAAGAGAGUGUCCAUGUUAUUUUCGAUGAAAGCAGCACUAUGUCUAAUGAAGAUGUGUUGGUCAGUAACACAUCAACUGAAGAACAGGCUGUCUCUGAACAGGAACAGGUCCAAGAAACCGGUUCCUCUGACACAACAAACAGAGAAGAAACUGAAGCUCAAGUAAAUUCUGAUGAAGGAGUUGAUACAGAUGAAAAUCAACCAGAUGUUAAUAAAGAGCAAGAAAGAUCAACUCCUACCCUAAAAGAGUACAAAUACCAAGGAUCACACCCAUUGGAAAACCUGCUCACUGAUCUUUCUUCAGGAAUUACCACCCGAUCAGGAAUGAAGAAUCACUACGCGCAUAGUGCAUUCCUAUCCAUGGUAGAACCAAAGAAAAUAAGUGAAGCCCUUCAAGAUGCAGAUUGGAUUAUAGCCAUGGAAGAAGAAUUACAUCAAUUUGAAAGGAGUAAAGUAUGGCAUCUAGUACCUAAGCCCUCAAACAGAACUAUAAUUGGAACUAAAUGGGUGUUUAGGAACAAGUUAAAUGAACAUGGUACCAUAAUCAGAAACAAAGCUAGGUUGGUUGUUCAAGGAUAUAAUCAAGAAGAAGGGAUAGAUUAUGAUGAAACUUUUGCACCCGUGGCAAGAAUAGAAGCAAUCAGAUUGCUUAUAGCUUUCGCAUCUCACAUGGAGUUCACAUUGUAUCAGAUGGAUGUCAAAAGUGCUUUUUUGAAUGGGCUAUUACAAGAAGAAGUUUUUGUUAAACAACCCCCUGGCUUCGAGAAUAAUGACUUCCCUGACCAUGUCUAUAAGCUUGACAAAGCUCUCUACGGGUUAAAACAAGCUCCAAGGGCAUGGUAUGAUAGAUUGUCAAAAUUCCUUUUAAGUCAUGGAUAUUCAAGAGGUAAAAUUGACAAUACACUCUUCUUCAAGAAUAAAGAAAAGGGUCUCCUGAUCGUGCAAAUCUAUGUUGAUGAUAUCAUAUUUGGAGCUACAAAUAAGAGUCUCACACAAGAAUUUGCAAAUCUUAUGAGCAAUGAGUUUGAAAUGAGUAUGAUGGGUGAAUUAAACUACUUCCUUGGGCUUCAAAUAAAACAAACACCUGGAGGUACAUGGAUUCAUCAGCAAAAAUAUGUCAAAGAAUUGCUUAAGAGGUUUAAAAUGGACGAAGCCAAACCAAUUGAUACUCCUAUAGCCCCUGCCACUAAGUUGGACCUUGAAGGAACAGGUUCUGAUGUUGAACAAAAACUGUAUAGAGGCAUGAUUGGCUCACUCUUGUAUCUUACUGCUAGUCGACCUGAUAUUGUGUUUAGUGUAGGAUUAUGUGCUCGCUUUCAAACUAAUCCUAAAGAAUCACAUAUUCAAGCAGUCAAGAGAAUCUUCAGAUAUCUAAAAGGAACCUCUGAUUUAGGACUAUGGUACCCAAAAGGAAGCAACUUUGAUUUAGUUGGGUAUGCGGAUGCUGACUAUGCUGGAUACUUGGGUGAUAGAAAAAGCACUACAGGAAUGGCUCACUUUCUAGGAUCGUGUCUCAUCUCAUGGGGAUCAAAGAAACAAAACUCAGUUGCACUAUCCACUGCUGAGGCUGAGUACGUAGCAGCUGCGUCAUGUUGCGCCCAACUUCUGUGGAUUAAGCAACAACUUAGUGAUUUCGGUCUCAAAAUUGAACAGGUUCCAAUUUUCUGCGAUAAUACUAGUGCAAUCAACAUUGCAAAAAAUCCGGUACAACAUAAGAGAACUAAACACAUUGACAUUCGUCAUCACUUUCUUAGAGAUAAUGUGGAAAAGGGUUUAAUCUCUAUGAACUUUUGUACUACGGAAGAACAAAUCGCGGACAUUUUUACAAAGGCAUUAGCAAGGGAACACUUUGAAAGGAACAGGUUGGAGCUAGGAAUGAUGAAGAUAAACUAAGCAAAUAGAAGCUGAAGGAAUUGGACUCUCAAAAUCAUCUUUGCAUGCUUAAAAGGUAUGUCUACUCUUCUUAACUAAGAUAGACUAAAAUUAUAAGACCAAUGCAUUGGGUUCCGUUCCUUAAAAAAAAAAAAAACCCCAUCAUAAAUUAAAACCGCCAAAUCAAAAUCUGCACAAAACCUUUCAAAUCAUACCUGUUCCAAUUCUCAGAAAAACCCUUACACUUCCCUAUAAUUUUCUCUCAACAGUCAUUCCUAUCUCUCCUUCUUCUCCGAAUUGUUCCCAUUUUCUCUCAAACUUUAACAAUCCACAAAGCUACACUUUGAUGAGAAAAAUGGCUUUUUCUUCAAAUUUCUCACUAGCAAUAAUUCCCUUUGAUACUCAAGAAAGCCUACAUGCCUUACCCGCGGUUCUUUACAUUGAUUUGAACGGCAUAACCCGAUGUUCUCUUAUGGAAGAUGCAUCAGUUCAGGGGGAAGAGAGAGGUCAAGGGUUGGAGAAAGGAAAUAUGAGUGCACUAAGUGAGGGGGAACACAUGUCUUUGUCACAGAACUGGGAAAACUGCUCCGAUGAUGAAAAUGUCACCUUAUUUGAAAUGCUUUCCCAAAUCCGAACUUGUUCCAAACGAAGUUCGUUUUCUUGUAAGCCUCUUGCUACGUCUCUCCCGGAAAUUCAAGAAGAUUCUACCUCUUUCCUACCAGCAAAGGAACCAGUACGAGUAACUAGAUCUGUACAACGUACUAGGGAUGCAGAAAUUUUGGCUCAGUCUGCUAAGAAAAUUCGCACAAGAAAACGUAAGUCUCCAUCAUCCCUAACCUUUGUCACAGAUACAGUGAAUAG
Solanum pennellii is the source of this 7150-nucleotide messenger RNA. Its product is annotated as copia protein. The record is from RefSeq and is a predicted model, not a curated record. Lineage: Eukaryota; Viridiplantae; Streptophyta; Magnoliopsida; Solanales; Solanaceae. Gene Ontology annotation, molecular function: nucleic acid binding; zinc ion binding.